Molecule: messenger RNA, 1089 nt
Organism: Cladophialophora carrionii CBS 160.54
Lineage: Eukaryota; Fungi; Ascomycota; Eurotiomycetes; Chaetothyriales; Herpotrichiellaceae
Exons: 3
Coding region: 1-1089 (362 amino acids)
Molecular function (GO): RNA binding
Source: RefSeq, a predicted model, not a curated record
AUGCCCAAUCAUGCAUGUGGUAGAGAUGCAGGCGCAGUCACCAUAUCAAUUCAUGAGUACAACACGUUGCUCGACACUGGCCGCAAAUACCACGCUCUGAGGCAGGCACUGUUGACAGGAGGAGCUACCAGCGAGUCGCUAGAUGUCUUGAUCAGCAGCUGUUCUCUACCAACGCCUGACCUCACUCCAAAUGACAGUCCAAUCGACGAACCAACGCCAGACCGGUCUGGUAUGUCGGAUUGGACUCCUGCACCCACUGCUCGCCCUUUCGUCCCUCGAGCGACCCGAAGCACCACCUCGAACCGUCACCAGAACCUAUCUGCCCUACCAACUACCCACGAUCCGUCCAAUCCGUGUUCUCCCGAAGUUGCCCGUGCCGACGGAAGCGUGUUGGGCCAGCUAACAGAAGACGCUCAAGAAACUGAGAACGCCUGCAGCGAAAACACUACCGACAAGCGCUCUCUGGUCAUCACUGGGCUACCGCCAGCCACAACGCUCCAGAGAGUUGCGAAGCUGCUGAAAGGUGGCGCGAUCUUGCAGAUGUACCUGAGCAAGCGACAUUGUUCUGCUCAUGUGAGCUUCGUCGAUCCUAUCUCGGCUGAGAGCUUCCUUGAGUAUGCGCAAACUAAUGAGAUCGACAUACAAGGGAAAAAGCUAACGGUUAGCUGGGACGACCAACAGAGGUUUAUCAAGCCACAUUUGGCAAACCUCAUCGCUUUCUCCGGGCUCACACGCAACCUUGUGAUCCGCUUUGCGAAAGAAGAGUGGACGGCACAGGACAUCCGGGAGGACCUUGAACACAUCCACCAGCUGCAGAUUGUCGAUCUCUUCUUCCGCAACGGCCAUGCCUACCUUUCUCUGAACAGCAUCCAGCACGCUCUAACUGCCAGGACCUGUAUGCACUCGCAGUUGAAGUACAAGAGAUUGAAAAUCGAUUCUUGGCCUGAUGAUUGCGCUCAGCCACUCCCGGAUCCGCCAAUCAAGCAACCACAGUACCUACUGCCUGUUCAGCCAGCCGCAGUGCACCGAAACCGUUUCACGCCGCUUUACCCCGGAACUGAAGAGAACCAAGAAGCGCCCUGGAUAUGA